UCGAACCCUAAACUCUCACUCUUCCCCCAUUUCUCUGUCCGUACAGUCCACUCGGACAACACACCCAAUGGCUGUAGACGCGCUCCACCUUCGGAAGACCUCACUCUCCCUCGCUGUCGAACCGCCAUCACCACCGCCACGUCAGCCUCCGGCUCAGCCCAAGCACUCGGCUCACGUUAGAGGCGGCGGAGCCAAGGAGGCGCAUUUUAGAGGCGUGCGCAAAAGGCCGUGGGGCCGAUUCGCCGCUGAGAUUCGCGAUCCGUGGAAGAAGACUCGGAAAUGGCUCGGCACCUUCGACACCGCCGAGGAGGCGGCUCUUGCGUACGACGAAGCCGCGCGUAGCCUCCGCGGUCCGAAAGCCAAGACUAACUUCGGAGCUCCGGCUUCAGCUUUGCCUCACACGCUUUUGAUCGGCGGUGGAUCCGAGAUUUUCUGGACUCCGCCGCCGAUGUACUUCAUGGGCGGAGCUCCGUCGGGGGCUCCGGUGAGGUCGGAGUACAAGGGGUACAAGCUGGAGAAUGUGGACCUAGUGGUGAGCGAGCAGGAGAAGAAGAUGAGGAAAGAGAAGAAACCGUUCUUGUUCGAUCUGAAUCUGCCGGCGCCGCUGUUCUGACCCGCCGUGAGCCUCCGAAGGUAGUUUGGCUUUGUUUUAUUGGUGAAGCUUUUGGCUCCAUUCCAUUUUUGCCCUUUGCAGUUACUCCUUAUUUCCACAUCACAUGUGUACAUUUUUGUAAAAUAUCGGAAAAGAAAAAAAAAAGGCGGUUAAGGGCGGGCAAA
Molecule: messenger RNA, 777 nt
Organism: Prunus dulcis (almond)
Lineage: Eukaryota; Viridiplantae; Streptophyta; Magnoliopsida; Rosales; Rosaceae
Product: ethylene-responsive transcription factor 8-like
Exons: 1
Coding region: 68-613 (181 amino acids)
Biological process (GO): regulation of DNA-templated transcription
Molecular function (GO): DNA-binding transcription factor activity; DNA binding
Source: RefSeq, a predicted model, not a curated record